AUGGGACUGAGGGACUGCGGGGUGGAAAAAAUUGAAACUCCGCCGGGUACAGAUUUCUCUGCCUUUAUCUUGUCCCAGGCACAUCGCAUCGGCAAGCACCCAGGCACACUCGCGCACAUGCGAGACGCACGUCGUGCUCGAUGGCUACGGGGCCGGGACAGUCCGGGGAGCGGUGGCGGAGCUGCGGAGAGGCACCUUGCGCGGGUGGUCCCGGCUCCGCCCGGCGGUGAGGGCACGGCCGGGGCCGGCGCUACCCGAGCGGAGCGGAGCCGCAGGAAGCGGGCGUCCGAGGGGGCUGGCACGGCCCCGCCCGGCCCAGACCGAGCCCGCAGCAGCCGCCCGGGGAGAGCGGCGGCAGCCCACUAUGUCGCUGCCGGCGGGGACGCCGGAGUCCCGCGGCGCCCCGCACAGCUUCGCCCCGCUACCCCGGCCAGCUCAGGGCCGCCGGGGGCCGCCGCUCUCUCGCCGCCGCCGCUCCGCCCAGACGAGCUGCAGCGCGGUCGCCCAUGCCCAUGCCCAUGCCCAUGCCCAUGCCCAUGCCCAUGCCCCCCGGGCACGCUGCCCGCCAUCUCGCUGCUCGGGCUGGCGCUGCUGCAGGUCGGCCUGGCCAACGCCCUGGUGGCGCUGAGCGCGGUGGUGCGGCUCAGCAGAGCCGGGCAGAUGAAGAACGCGUGCUCCACCUGGGCCGGCUCCUCGGCAAUGUUAUGUGGAAUCUUAGGGUUGACAACAUGGAAGACAACAGUGAUGAUUUUGAAUAAACUGCUUAUUCUGCUGUCUAUCACCUGUGUUCUGCUGAGCUUGGCUGGACUUAUAUUAGGAUGUCAAGACAUUGAGUUUUUGUCCAGAGUACCCAGAUGCAACUUGGUGAGCACACAUACUGAUUUACACCUAUUUCUUCUCAUUAUGGGAGGAGUUUUGGGGGAUUGCUGGCACUCCUCGGAAGGGAGAAGUCAGUUUUCGCUGAGCUCUCGCUCUGGGACGGAGACAGGGGUCUUCUGUGCGUGCUUUUGGAGAGAAGGCCUGGAGGCCAGUCUUUCUGGCUUCCCGCCCUGGUCAGCCCUGACUGCUGGCCUCGACUUGCGGGCAGGCUGUCUUUGUCUCCAGCCCGGACCUGCUGCGUUCUCAUCAGAGAGUUUUUGUGCUCACUGGGAGAAGAAAGGAGGAGCCUUGGGACACUGUCAUCUGAGGACAACAAUGGAUAAGGAAAACAAGACUUGUUUCUGCUGUGAAGAAAUUAAUCUCACUAAAUGCACAGAAGUAGAGACUGUACUGAAGGCAUACUAUGUGAAGUCAUGCAGUUCUGCUCACCUUCUUCUCAAGAAAGUUUUCUUAGGUCUUUGUGCCCUGAAUGCUCUCACCACUACAGUUUGCUUGACAGCAGUUGCCCUGCGUUUCUGGCAGAUAUUUGAAUCAAGAAGAUCCUGCCUAGGUGAACUUCAGAUUGAAGACCAAGAUGACAGUUUGGAUCCUGAUGGUUUUGUCCCACUGGUGCCGCCUCCCUCCUAUUUUGCAGCUUGUAAUUCUGGUCCUCCCCAAACAAGUCACAGGACACUUGGGCUUUCAUUGCCCCAUGCUUAUGCAACGUGAAUCAAUGGUGCUGAAGUGUUCUUCCGUCUGAAACCACCUCCUCCUUAUGAAGAUGUGCAGAGCUCGAACACCUCUGAGCAGGGAGGUGCACUACAAAUAAAUGUAAUGAACUGUGUUGAUUUGGUGGAAGUGAGUGAAGGGCAGGACUCUCAAGCUGAAGAAAUCUGCGAGUCUUCCAGCAGAGCAAGCCUUUCUCCUUCAAAUGCGAGCUGCAGGCCUGAAAGAGUGAACAGGAGAGCCCUCAGUUCCUUGCAGAAACAAUCUAAAAGUGACUUUGUGCUUCUGCACUGCCACUCGCCCCAAGAUGACUUGAUUAUCUGUGGUUAUGUAAUGACCACGUGGAGUGUUUUCUUUGCUUCAUCUUUGUCUUCAGGGACAGUGCUCAAAUGUGAAACUGCAACACACAGCAAUGUAAAACAACUCCAUGCUGUCAUCUAGCAGAAGAGUUUAAGAGCAAGAGAUUUGAGAGGAAGACCCCAAUAUCUGAUAGACUAUAAGUCUUACACAGACAUUAAAUAGCUUGUGGCAUGGAUCAUAGAACAGUCCUCCUGCAGCAUGAGCCCUGACAUACAUGAGUUGGUGGAAAAUACCAAGUGUGUUUUAAAAUCAGAUGCGAAACAUAUGGCAGAAGCUAUCACCAAUGCCACUUUGCUUGAGUAGGUAGUUUUAUUACUUGUAUUUAUCAGGUGCUGUGGAAACCCGCAGCCUUCAUUUGGAAGUAUAUGCUUAUGUUCACCACUCUGCAUGUCAAAGUUUUUGCACUAAAUUAGCUUCCUUCAGUACUUUAGUUUCAUGUAGGGACUAUGCAAAAGGCUGCACAGCUGCAAGGUCUCUAUCAACCACACAGAGAGGAAGGUUAUCAGAAGACUGAACAUCUGUGUAUUCAAAAACUGAACAAGUCAGUCUUCUGUGGUGGAAUCAUGAACUGUGAAUAACGUGACAGUGUUUUAUGCUGGGCGUGCAAGGGGAGAGGGAGGAGAUGUUAUAAAUAAGCAUUUGCUAUUACAAACAGGAAGGAAUGGAGGCUGACAAGGAAAUUUUUAUGUAAACCCACUACAAGCAACUUCUUUGUGAUUGGCUCCCAAGAUAAAAAUAAGAUCUUGUGCUAAAGAAAGAAAAGCAGAAAAUAGAAAACAUGUGCUUACAUUAUUGGAAUGAAUAUUCAGAAGUUUCAGACAUUUCAGACUUCAUCAAAUGUAUGUUUGGGUAGCUUACAGACCAUUUGGAUAGAUGAAUUGAUUCAUGCAUGGUACUGGUGAUUUGCUGACUAGUUUUGAUUUUGGUUCUCAUGCAAAACACAUCAGAGUGUCAUUUAGGCUCUGCAGAAAAAGUGAGAUUUCUGACUGCAGCCUUCAGGCAACAAAAGCCUCAACAAAUUUGACAGAAACAGCUAGGGAAAAAAAAUUCCUUAUGAGAACAUAAUUUAUCACACUAGCCUGAAGGUUAUUACAGUUCAAUGGCUUCUGCAGGAAGCAACAUUCAGAUUCCUUUUAACCAAUAUAGGACAUGUCAUAGGUUGGGGUGAGGUAAUUUCUGUGCACCUCUAAGGGGGAAAACCAAAACCAAACCAACAAAACAAAAACCCCACAAACAACAACAUGAAAAAUUACCCCACUACUUUUCCAAAUUGGAAUUGCUUUUGCCAUGCCUCCUUGGCAAGUACCUGGGAUUUUACAGCUUUUUAAAUUAUUCUUUAAACAGACAGCACUACAACUAGCUUCUUCCUAGUUGGGUAAGAAACUAUUAUAAUGGAACAAGAACCUGAUUUACGAAC
This is a messenger RNA of Pipra filicauda (Wire-tailed manakin), 3361 nucleotides long. RefSeq names its product family with sequence similarity 189 member A2 (gene ENTREP1). Gene Ontology annotation, cellular component: membrane. The record is from RefSeq and is a predicted model, not a curated record. The transcript has 12 exons. NCBI's taxonomy places the organism in Eukaryota, Metazoa, Chordata, Aves, Passeriformes, Pipridae.